AUGAGCUCUUACAACGGCUACAACGAUGAGCUGUGCUGGGGGGCGGCCUGGUUGUACAAGGCGACUGGUGAUGCUGCUUACAUCCAAAAAGCUCACGAAUUCGCCUUCGCGGACUCUGCGGAAUUUUCAUGGGACGGAAAGAUUCGAGGAUGUCAGGUUUUGCUGUAUGAGAUUGCAAAGGAACGAAAUGAUGUCACUAACGAAAAUACAUUCAGGACGUACGUCGAUAAUUUCGUAACGAGCUGGAUGCCAGGAGGAAGCAUAUCACAGACACAGUGCGGGCUUGGCUGGAUCCGAAAAUGGGGGCCAUUGCGCUAUGCAGCGAUCUCGGCUUUGAUUGCUCUGAUCGCAGCCGAGGACGGCAUCUCAUCACAGCAGCAGUUCGUGUACGGACAUGCCUGCCCCAUGUGGUUGGAACGAGUUUAACAGCCCCGACCCUAACCCACAGACCCUGCACGGGGCGCUGGUGGGUGGCCCCGCCCUGGACGAGUCGUACCAAGACGUGCGCAGCGACUACAUCCAAAACGAGGUGGCGUGCGACUACACCGCCGGUUCCAGUCCGCACUGGCUGAUAAGUCUGAGACAUCUCGAAGCUUCAUCACAACUUCCGGUAGUAACCCCGCCAUCAGGAUGUUAACAUCUACAGUACAAAAUAAAAAAUCCAAUCUCACAAAUAAAUAUAUUAUUUAUUUCUCUAA
Molecule: messenger RNA, 698 nt
Organism: Gigantopelta aegis
Lineage: Eukaryota; Metazoa; Mollusca; Gastropoda; Neomphalida; Peltospiridae
Product: endoglucanase-like
Exons: 6
Coding region: 1-426 (141 amino acids)
Biological process (GO): carbohydrate metabolic process
Molecular function (GO): hydrolase activity, hydrolyzing O-glycosyl compounds
Source: RefSeq, a predicted model, not a curated record